Cordyceps militaris CM01 is the source of this 1353-nucleotide messenger RNA. RefSeq names its product nuclear and cytoplasmic polyadenylated RNA-binding protein pub1. Gene Ontology annotation, molecular function: RNA binding. Bases 1 to 1353 code for a protein of 450 amino acids. The record is from RefSeq and is a predicted model, not a curated record. The transcript has 5 exons. NCBI's taxonomy places the organism in Eukaryota, Fungi, Ascomycota, Sordariomycetes, Hypocreales, Cordycipitaceae.
AUGACCGAGACUGUCGCCGCUGCACUUCCAGCCUCGGCGCCUCCGCAAAAUGGCUCUGGCAAUGCCAUGGCCCCUCCUCCUCUGCACAUUCCUGCAAACAACAAUCCGAUUCCGACUGCCAUGACCUCUCCCAUGGGCGAGAACAGUGGAGUCAUGUCGCCCACGAGCCCUGGAGGAUUCCGACGAUCUGCUCCCGAGCCUAACAAGCGCGCUCUCUACGUCGGUGGUCUUGACCAGCGAGUCACCGAGGACGUCUUGCGCCAGAUCUUUGAGACUACUGGCCAUGUUCAGAAUGUCAAGAUAAUUCCCGACAAGAAUGCGAAGGGCUUUAACUACGGAUUUGUCGAGUACGAUGACCCUGGUGCGGCUGAACGUGCCAUGCAGACCCUGAACGGUCGCCGAGUUCACCAGUCGGAAAUCCGCGUCAACUGGGCCUACCAGUCCAACACCUCUGGCAAGGAAGAUACCUCUGGUCACUUCCAUAUUUUCGUCGGUGAUCUUUCCAACGAAGUCAACGACGAAAUACUCACGCAGGCAUUCUCCGCCUUCGGCUCCGUUUCCGAGGCUCGUGUUAUGUGGGACAUGAAGACGGGCCGCUCCCGUGGCUAUGGGUUCGUCGCUUUCCGUGACCGCCCUGAAGCCGAAAAGGCGCUGAGCUCCAUGGACGGCGAGUGGCUUGGCUCUCGUGCCAUCCGCUGCAACUGGGCCAACCAAAAGGGCCAACCAUCUAUGGCUCAACAGCAGGCGAUGCAGGCUAUGGGCCUCACGCCUACAACCCCUUUCGGUCACCACCAGUUUCCCACCCAUGGUGUUGGUAGUUACGACGUCAUCCUGGCCCAGACGCCAACCUGGCAGACCACUGUCUAUGUUGGCAACCUCACACCCUACACAACCCCCAACGACGUUGUCCCUCUAUUCCAGAACUUCGGCUUUGUUGUUGAGUCUCGCUUCCAAGCGGACCGUGGCUUUGCCUUUAUCAAAAUGGACACUCACGAGAAUGCCUCCAUGGCGAUCUGCCAGAUGAACGGAUACAAUGUGAAUGGGCGGCCGCUCAAGUGCAGCUGGGGCAAGGACAAGACGUCCAACCAAGGAUUCGACCCUGCCCAGCCUUACAGCCCUCAGAGCGCCCAAGGCCCUGGCUUUCAGGGCUCAUACUAUCCUCAAUAUGGUGCCCAGUAUGGUGGCCAGCCCGGUAACUAUGGGGGUGCCCAGACUAGCUCCCCCGGUGGCUUUGCGGGCUCUUCCAUGGGAUAUAACGCGCCUCAGAGUGCUGGUGGCUAUGGUCGCGGCCAGCCUGCCAACGGUGGCCAGUGGACGCAGCCUCCCGGCCAGUUCGCAGGCUACCAGUCCUAG